AACUUAUCAUGAGUCUCUUUCCUGCAACCCAAAGACCAUCUCACCUGGUACAGUUUAAUGCCGGAAAGUGCAUACGCGAAGGGAACAUGCUGAAGCCUGACAUUCGUAAAGGCAUGAUUUAUAUGGACCAGAGUGACGACCAGUUGAUGCAUUUUUAUUGGAAGGAGCGCAAGUCUAGCUCUCCUGAGGAUGAUUUAAUCAUCUUUCCUGAUGAAGCUGAAUUGAUCAGAGUUCAAGAGUGUACAACUGGACGUGUCUACCUUUUAAAAUUCAAAUCAUCCAACCAAAAGCUCUUUUUCUGGAUGCAGAGCAAGGAUCAGACAAAGGAUGAGGAUGUAGUAUCCCGCGUGAACCAAUUGAUUAACGAUCCCCACAGCUCAAUGGAUGAAGGGCGUAGUCCUUUGUCAUCCACCAUGGACCUUAACGGUGAUACUCCAUCCGAAUUAAUGCGUAUACUAGGAAAUGAAGGUCAGGACAAUAUUUUGCAAUAUCUUCAAACAGCGGGUGGUUAUGGGGGAACUGUGCCUGUAACAUCCAACUCGGGAGGAGACGGACCUGUUGAUAAUCCUCCUUACUUAUUUCCAGAAUCCCAACCUAGCCAAGCCGAAUCAGAGCAGGCAUCCCAAAACACAGAAAAUACCAAUCAGCCAACAGCUGCUCAGCCCGAAGCUUUGGAACAACUCAGAUCAAUGCUGGCAAAUGUACAACAGUCUUCAGGAUCCCAAAACCCGCCUAUUCAGCUGAACGAUGUGCUGACUCCACAGGCUAUCAGACCCUUGUUGAAUGAUCCUGAAAUCAGCCGCAGUCUUUUUCCUUUCUUGCCGGAUAAUGCUGAACACUCGGAAGAAGAGGUGCGUCAGGUAGUUCAAAGCCCUCAGUUUCAACAAGCGCUUCAGUCCUUGAGUGCAGCAAUUCAGAGCGGUCAACUUGGACCACUGUUGAGCCAACUCGGGUUGGACCCUUCUGCCGGACAAUCUGUUGAGGCUUUCCUGAGAGCAAUCGAAAAACAAGCACGAGAUAGAGAAAGAGAUGGUGGGGAACCAAUGGAGGAGUAAUUUGCUUGUUUUCUGCUAUCUAUAUAAGAGAAACUUUAUGAAAUGAUAAAUAAAGAAGAAAACAACAGAUCAGGUUUUUACUGUUUUGCUUCUCGAUCUUCCUUUUCUUUCACUCAAAAAAAUGUAUAUAGAUACAUGUUCAUAUCUAUAAAAGAACCUGAUAUUUAAC
Phycomyces blakesleeanus NRRL 1555(-) is the source of this 1224-nucleotide messenger RNA. RefSeq lists its product as hypothetical. The record is from RefSeq and is a predicted model, not a curated record. Gene Ontology annotation, cellular component: cytoplasm; proteasome regulatory particle, lid subcomplex; nucleus. Gene Ontology annotation, molecular function: proteasome binding; ubiquitin binding; endopeptidase activator activity. The transcript is spliced from 8 exons. Bases 9 to 1055 code for a protein of 348 amino acids. NCBI's taxonomy places the organism in Eukaryota, Fungi, Mucoromycota, Mucoromycetes, Mucorales, Phycomycetaceae. Gene Ontology annotation, biological process: ubiquitin-dependent protein catabolic process.